Messenger RNA from Dovyalis caffra, 162 nucleotides. The record is from the annotation of a GenBank genome assembly. NCBI's taxonomy places the organism in Eukaryota, Viridiplantae, Streptophyta, Magnoliopsida, Malpighiales, Salicaceae.
AUGGAGACUACUGGGGCUUAUGGAAUAAGAUGGCAUGGCAUCUCGGGACAAAUUGAAAGGAAGGAAUUACAAUGGAUACUUGGUGGGGCAGGUGGUGAUGGAUAUGUGGAUAAUGGUAGGAUUCAGACAAAAGAAAGGAUGGAUAUUAUUGGAGAGAAAUAG